This is a messenger RNA of Symbiodinium sp. CCMP2456, 237 nucleotides long. The record is from the annotation of a GenBank genome assembly. NCBI's taxonomy places the organism in Eukaryota, Dinophyceae, Suessiales, Symbiodiniaceae.
AUGCUCUGGGCAAAGAGGAUCAAUGGGACGCCUUGGCUUUCUCCAGCACCAACUACUACGACUGGUGGGCAGCUCGCUGUGACAGCAGCUCGAAGAACUGCCUCUCUCACAAAGUCUGCCUCGACCGUAGUGAGUUCCCGUGCAUUAUGGAGACGCUGCAGGACAGCGACACGGACCACUUCCGCCCAGUCCGAUCUGCCUUCAAUGGCUUGGCAGUCUACAAAAGAGAUGCUAUAG